This is a messenger RNA of Funneliformis geosporum, 422 nucleotides long. NCBI's taxonomy places the organism in Eukaryota, Fungi, Glomeromycota, Glomeromycetes, Glomerales, Glomeraceae. The record is from the annotation of a GenBank genome assembly.
AAAUGGCUGCAACCCAAGUAGAAUCGAUCAUAUAUACUGCUCUACUGAAUUAGCUACGCAAACAAUUGGAUUAUCUUCUACUUCAACAGAUCUUUCUGACCACUAUUUACUUAUUGCCAUCUUGGAAUGCCCGGAACUAGUAACCAAAAAAUCAUCCUCUCCAAUCAAAAAAAAGUAUUUUGACAUAGACAAUAUGAAUCAAGAGACCUGGUGUAACUUUGCUAAUAAAACAGACACUCUACUUGGUGUCAGUCCUAUCAAAAACUUCGGUCAGAGUAAUCUUACAUGCAAAAGUAAUAUUAAUUUCUUCUGGAAUCAACUACAGAGCAUUAUUAUCACUGCAGCCGAUCUUACGAUACCCGUUAGACAAUCUAGUGCCCACUCUAAAGCUAUCCGGCCAACGCUUUUAAAACAUGCAUAUA